This is a messenger RNA of Pelagomonas calceolata, 1461 nucleotides long. NCBI's taxonomy places the organism in Eukaryota, Pelagophyceae, Pelagomonadales, Pelagomonadaceae. The record is from the annotation of a GenBank genome assembly.
AUUUUACACAGCCAGCCGUACGUGCGUUUUGCACCAUUUAAGCCACAAAAUUCACGUUUAAUUCCUGCCGCCAGUGCUCGGUUUCGUUCGCAGCUUCGCUCGCGAGCAAGACAAGUCAAAGGGUAGAGCCCCUACCCAGCACAGAGUGCAGCCUCUGCAAAGAGCAUCGCAAUGGAGUUCAGCGGCAAGGGAGGCCUAAUCCGCGAGUGGCGGCGCCGGGACUCCUUCGAGGAGACGGAUUCCAGUGAUGGUGAUGUGGAUCCUCUUGAACAAACCACAAAUCCGCGCGACCUCGCCGCGGCCGUCGCCGCGUCGCGCGUCCACAACCUGCGGCAAACGACGAACCCCGCGGAGCUGAAAAAGGCCAUCGCUUUGUCUCGUGUGUCCUCGGAAGAAUCCGAGAAAAAACGGAAAGAGUCGUCGGAGAACAUGGCCGAGGCGAUCGCCGAGAGUAGAGCAUAUGAACAAUCACGGGAGGACGAGGCCCGCCGCCGGCGCUUCGCCGCCGAGGACGCGGCCUUGGCGGCGGCGCGGGAGUUCUCGGCUCUGAACGCGCGGACGCGCGAGACCAUCGCGGCGAUUUUGGACGGCGACCGCGACUGCGCCACCGCGCUGCGCCGCGCGACCGAGGCCUACGCGGCCGAAAGCACGUUAAUCAGAUCGAAGCAGCGCUUGGCGCCGCCACCGACCUUAUGCCGCCGGUGCCGCGCCUACCACGCGUCGACCGCGGGGUUGUGCUCGAGCUGCGCCGCCGUGCCCGUCGAGGCGCGCUUUAUUGAUGAAGACGACGCGCGCGACCUGUGCGUGCCGAACCUCGUCAAGCAAUUUAGGAGGAUGGGCCGGAACCGCCGCCGCAAGCGCCUGCCGGCCCCUCCGUCGCUCGGCGACCAGCGGAGUGGGAGGGAGCUGCUGGCCGCGCGCCUCGCGAGGCACGGCCGGGCGAUCGUGAACGUGAGCGGCGACGGCGCGUGCCAGUUCCGGGCCGUGUCCGUGGGCCUGUGGGACUCUGAGCGGCACCACGCUUUAGUAAGACGGAAAGCGUUGGAGGUGCUGCGGGCGAACCCCCCUCCAGUUCAUGACUGCCAGGUCUACGUGUCGCAGGGCCUCCAGAUCGGCACGGUGGCCGUGGGCGACGACUUCGACCAGUAUAUAAAUGCCCUGGCCGACGACCGCUCCUGGGGCGACCACAACACGCUCCAGGCGUGCAGCGACGCGUUCCGCGCGCGCGUGCUGCUCGUGACGACGCACGCCGAGAACUACGAGCUCGUCGUCGAGCCGCGCGGCGCGGAGGCGGUCUGCGAGAUCUGGAUCGGUUUUCAUUCGGAGAUGCACUACGUCGCGGCGGCGGCGUUGUAGUUGUGUGCGACGCGUCGACUGGCGUCGUGUGGCUACCAAAGUUCCUUCCUCGCCUCUAGCCUUUUUCCGGGACUGAGUGAAUCCGUUGUGUAAGAAUUGUCAUAC